Molecule: messenger RNA, 2914 nt
Organism: Polypterus senegalus (gray bichir)
Lineage: Eukaryota; Metazoa; Chordata; Cladistia; Polypteriformes; Polypteridae
Product: coiled-coil domain-containing protein 112-like
Exons: 10
Coding region: 2-1510 (502 amino acids)
Source: RefSeq, a predicted model, not a curated record
GAUGGCCGCCUUGACAACAGAAGCGUCUGGUGAAACUAGUUGGCAGGAUGAGAAUUUCCAGAGUGUUUCCUGCCAUGAGAAAGAAUUUCACAUCCAGAAAUGGAAAGAACGGAAUGCUCAAGCUCAGAAGGCUGACUUUCUUAAGGAGGCAGAUAAGCUAAAUAAACAGGUUAUAAAACUUGAAAAAGAAAAAAAUGCACAGCUUUUCCAUAAAAAGAAUGACUUCAGAAAUGAAUUUGGUGAAUUAGAAGAGCUCGAAUUAAAGCUGACGAGUUCCAGAAACACAGAAAAGAUUAAGUUUCAGCAACAGCUUGCAAAAAUCCACAACAUUGUUAAAAGAUUCCAGAGCCAGCUAAAGGAUGUAAAACCCACACCAGAAUUUUUAGAAAAACUCAGAGAAGUAAUGGAAGAAGCCGAAAACUCUAUUAAUGCUUUGAAAGAAGAGCAAAGAAAAAUUUAUGAGGAACUUAUGAAACAAGAAAAAUGUUCAUCUCAAGAAGUAAUCGCUUUGGAAAAAAGAAUUGAGAUGUGGACAGUUUCAACAGGACCCAUCUCAAAGAAACCUCCUUCUCCUGCACUGCCAAAACUUUCUGCAGCAAGCACUAAUGAGGAUUUGCCUUCAGAAGUAACCGAUUUUGAAAAGUUUCUACACAAAACAGGAGGAAGACAAGGUGGCUGGGAUGAUUAUGACCAUCAGAAUUUCCUGAAAAUCUGGACUAAGCACAAUGGAAAGAAGUCCUAUAUGGAAGAAGCUUUGUUGUACCUCCCUGGAAGAACCCAGGAAGAAAUUAAACAACAUGAGGACUGGUAUCAAGAGUUUUUGUUUCUUGAAGAACGAAAAAAGGAGGCUAUUCAACUGUGGAAGUCUAAGAAAAACCAGGAAAAAGAAAAAUUCUUAAAGCAACAAGAAAAACUUGAAGACCUGAAAACACAAAAAGAGCUGGCUCGUGUUGAAGCUUAUAGAAAGAAAUUGGAGCAAGAAAAGGAAGAUAAACAGGCUAAGCUUCAGGAAUGGAAGAAGAAGAAAGAGCUUGAGCUUGCUGCAGAGGAGGAGAAACAAUGUCAGGCUGAAGUACAGAAAAGAAGGAAAAUAAAAGAGGAGCAGCAGCGACAACUGGAAGUUAAGGCGAUAGUGGAAACAUAUGCCCGUCAGAAGAAAGAAGAGGAAAUGCAUGAGCGUCUUAAGCAGGAGGUACAGGAACAGUCAGAGCGGGAGGAGAGGCAACGACUAUCUGCUAGAGCAAUUGUCAAGUUCCGGGAAAGAGAUAUGCAGAAAGUAUUUGAGAAAGUGUUAGAAAAGCAUUCUAAAGAAGAGGAAGAACAUGAAAGAGAAAAAAAAAUUGCCAAAGUGAAGCAGAAGGUUGAAGCUCAUGUAACCAAAGACCCAGAUAGACUCCUUAAGCCCACAAAAGGAUGGAAAGAGCACGUCAAAGUGAUUGGGCCAACUGGAGGAGGGCCUGCCUUAUAUAUGCCUCAUAGGGCAAUACCAAAUUGGAGACAAGGGCUGUAACUCAAUGUCCUAUGAGUGAAGAGGUGUAUGAAAAAAAAAAAUUCUGCAGUUCUCAUUGGCAAGUCUGCUAUUCCAUGUUUUAAAUUAUUUAUUUUUGCAUUUUAUUUUUUCCAUUGUAAAAGAAACCAACUGUUAAGGUCAUAUCUUUGAAAAUGUUGACAUUUCUGCAUUUUUGAUUUGGGUCAAUAUGAUUGCAAGGUCUUCAGUUCAGCCAGAAGGAUAAAAAUAAACUCUCUUGACUCAUCGCAUGUCUGGCUUACCUUAGGGGUACAAUGGGGAAUGGCUGGGGGCCCCAGGUUCACAGGGGCCCAUGCUGUUUCUGAUGCCUAUGUGUGUUUUAUGUUUUGCUAUCAAAACAGGGGCCGUAGUGCAAUACUUUACCCAGGGGCCCAUGAUGCUAUUAAGACGGCCUUGAUGAAUAGGCAGACUUUAUUUUGUGAAGACAUUUUAUGUUUGAACUACACAAUGAAAAUUGAAUAAUUUCUUAAGACUGUUGUUACACAUAAAUCUUAACCUGUGACCUAUGCAAUUUGCAUCACUCAAUACUGAUACAUGGUGCUUUUUGUAAUCGGUGGUUGCAGGAGAGUAUGGAUUUUCGCCUAGUCUGAACUUUGAGGAUACUACAACAUGUGUCACUAAGUUUUUAAUACGCACAAUAAAAGAUCCACUCUUUACCCAAUUACUGUAAACUCUUCCCUCCACAAUUCUUCUUUUUAAAUUUCUGCCUUAAAGCCAAGCUUGCAUUUAUAUACUGUAUGAUGUCUGGCUGCUGGGAAGACAAUAAGAUAUUCAUAUGUCAGUGGUAUUUAUAUUUUGGCUGCAUAUUUGGAAAACAUGCAUGGUCUAUUAAUGUAGUUAUUUUUGAUUACUCUUUGUUAAUGAUAAUGCUGUUUUUCAAUUGGAAAUAAUAAACUACAUUGCCUAUAGGACAGUGAUACUCAUUACCAAAUCUUGAAGACUGCAAGUUUUUUUAAAACCAUGAUAAAUUCCUGUUGAACUUUGUUCUUCAUGGUGCAUUUAGAUUAUAUGUCUUUGCAAUGCUAAUCUGAACAUUUCUAAUAUGAAAAUACAGCAAACCAUACAAGAUGUACAUUAAAAUUAUUUUUUUGUUUUGUUUAUAUUUUUGUGCUUAUGAAAUUCAUAAUUUUAUUUAUUGAUGUUUUUGUAUCAGAAUUAAUUUUGAAAUCCAUCUUAUUAAGAAUCCUUUAAAGUAUUUUUUUUCACAUGUGAAAUAAAAUUAUGAUCACUUUUUAUUUUUCACUCUGUAUGUGUCUUAUCUCUAUGAGAUUCUGUCAGUGUAUGUAAAAUAUUUUUAUGAUGUACAGGAAGUAUUACAAAAAUAUAGAUUUAUCCAUCCAUCCAUUAUCCAACCCGCUAUAUCUUAACACAGAUAGAUUUAAUUAU